This is a messenger RNA of Pseudoliparis swirei, 1241 nucleotides long. RefSeq names its product ER membrane protein complex subunit 10 (gene emc10). NCBI's taxonomy places the organism in Eukaryota, Metazoa, Chordata, Actinopteri, Perciformes, Liparidae. The record is from RefSeq and is a predicted model, not a curated record. Bases 39 to 809 code for a protein of 256 amino acids. Gene Ontology annotation, cellular component: EMC complex. The transcript is spliced from 7 exons.
UCUCUUCACGUUGUCUUCCGGUGCCUAUUUCUGUCAAAAUGGCCCGUCCACUCCCAUUUAAAAUUGCAGCUGUUUCGACCGUUUUGUUUGUCGUGUGCACGAAUUUUGUAUUUUGUAAUAAUGGCAGAAGGGUUGGUGACGUCAUGGAGACUGAAUUCAGUGGGUUCUCUGUACCACUUGAACACUCAUUUGAAGUUGCUGAUGUCGCAAAGUUUCGGGUGCGUGGAGCACUGAUGUUGAAAGCUGGAAGGGAGCCCAGCGUCUCCCUCACUCAGAGCCAGCUGUCAGAGGAAGACAGAGCCAAACUAAAGGAAGUGGCUGCAGUGGACGGACUGUACAGAAUCAGAGUGCCGCGUGUGUUCCUGCAGGCGGACAGACAGACCGAGCGGCAGAUGGAAGGUUACCUCACAGCAUUCGUCAGAGCCUGUGCCAUGGUUGAGUCCCAUCUGAGCGAUGUCAUCUCCCUCCACACUGACGUCUCUGGUUACGUCAUCGGUGUUUCCAUAGUGACGUUACCCGGAGCCUGCAGGGGCACUGAGGUUGAGGAUGAAGUCGAUCUCGAGGUUUUCAACACCACACUCAGCCUCAUGGCUCCUGUCAAUGCACCAGGACCUGAGACGGCUCUGUUCGUUGAACAAAUGGAAAUAGAAACUGAGAAGAAAGGGAAGAAUCCACAGGAGCAGAAAUCUUUCUUUGCUAAAUAUUGGAUGUACAUCGUGCCUCUCGUUCUCUUCCUCAUGAUGUCUGGUGCUCAGGACCAAUCGGGUGGAGGAGCCGCAGGCGGAGCAGCCAAUGGCGGUGGCCGAUGAUCAACAAUCAAAUAACACGUUUUUUUGAACAUUUCCUGAACUGUAGUUCUCUUGAGCAGAUUUUAAUUGCUGUACAUAACAUUAUUUAAGUAGGAUGACUGUCUGUCACACACACAACUUAAACUUGUUCAGCACAGAGGAGAUAUUGAGCCCUGCUGAUGACUACAUUUUUAAUACUAAUUAAUUAUAAUUUAAUACUAAUUCUCUCUACGUCACUCAGACUGGAAAGUUUUAGACUCAUAGUUUUACUCUGAGGCUCGGGUUUAGUUUUAACACAAGUAAAGUCAAGUAAAACUAAAUAAGCAGUAGAAGUGAUCAGGAAAAGUCAGAUUAAUUAAGGAAAAACAUUUGAGACUACAUGUUGUAAAAUAUUCAUUGUUUUCGAUAAUGAUGCUCUGAGAAAAAAACUAAAUAAAGUCACAUGAAAGUGUA